Messenger RNA from Lodderomyces orthopsilosis Co 90-125, 567 nucleotides. RefSeq names its product bis(5'-adenosyl)-triphosphatase (gene HNT2). Gene Ontology annotation, molecular function: catalytic activity. The coding region runs from base 1 to 567 and encodes 188 amino acids. NCBI's taxonomy places the organism in Eukaryota, Fungi, Ascomycota, Pichiomycetes, Serinales, Debaryomycetaceae. The record is from RefSeq and is a predicted model, not a curated record. The transcript has a single exon.
AUGACAACACCAAUGACUGCCAACGAUAUCUACUUCUUCAAGUACUUGGUCAACAACCAAGUAUUCUACAGGACAAAAUUCACUUAUGCGUUAGUAAAUUUAAAGCCUUUGGUUCCAGGCCAUGUUUUGGUUGUUCCACUUCGAACUGCAGUACUACGCUUGGGCGAUCUCACACCUGAUGAGUCGAUCGAUUACAUGAAUACAUUGCAAUUGAUACAAAAGUUUAUUACCAAAACAUACAAAGCUGAUUCCCUUAAUAUAGCAAUUCAAGAUGGACCAGAAGCCGGUCAGCUGGUCCCACAUCUACAUACACAUAUCAUUCCACGAUACAUGACCGACGGUUAUGGAGAUUCCAUAUACAGUAAAUUAGAAUCAGAAGAUUUGGAAGCAGAAUACAAGCGAUUUGAGGUUAGGAAAAGACAAUAUCUUGAUCAUUUGAAGGUUGACAAGAGUGAGUUGGCUCAAAAUGAUGCUGAUAGAAAAGAACGUACUCCAACUACUAUGCAAGAGGAAGCUACCUGGUUAAAUAAUGAAAUCCAAAAAUUUAUUGCGCAUUUAAAAACAUAG